GGCAAAAUGACCACUCGUCUAGCCGUCCGCGCUUUCGCCUUCAUUCCACCCUUUAUUCGCUGUCGCUAUAACUCUUCGGACUCGGUGAAGGUUCCCCUCGAGCUUAUAAGACAACUGCGCCAGCAUGUACCCGCCGUCACUCUUCCCUUGGCAAGGACCGCACUCAGAUACUCCGGUCUUGACGUACCCAAGGCCGUCGAAUAUGUGCACAAGUUUGACCAGACAAUCCUAUCCGAAAGGCCGGGAAAGGUGUAUGAUCGGGCUGCAGGGGAGGGGGUGAUUGCGAUAUCCGUUCCGAGCCCCGGACUAGGCGCGAUCGGGAACCUCGUAAGAGGGGGCAUGGUCGAGCUCAACUGCGAAACGGACUUCGUCUCCCGCAGCGGGGCGUUCAAUGUUCUUGCCACGAAAAUUGCGCACACCGUUGCGUUCUUUGCCGAAAGAACGCCCGAUGAAGAGUGCUUCUCUGAUUUCGAUCUGAAGACACUGGAAGACGCGCCGUUGUGCUCACAAACCGGAGAUUUGACCGUACAAGCAGCAGUGAAGAAAGCGGUCAGCGAGUUCAAAGAAAACAUCACUAUUCGCCGAGCAGUGUCUUUGCUCGUACAACCUCCCUCCCGAAAAUACAUCGCCGACCGGGUCUUUUACGCUGGCUGGUACGCGCACGGUUCGCAUCGCUCAGAGAUUGGAGAGACAGGCAAGGUUGGCUCCCUUCUCCUUCUCGCCGCAAGCCCGGAUCAGAUUUCAGAUCAAGCAAAGCUCAUCGAAGACAUGUCCAAGCUUUCCAAAAAUCUCGCAAGACAGACGACCGGAUUCGAAACGUUGUCCAUUCGCACUGAUGAGCCGCUGACGGACGCAGACUCGGCCAGCACUAUCCUAUACCACCAGCAGUUUGCCAUGCAUGGUACGGAUCAGACCGUCGAUGAUGUUCUUCAAACGUACGCAGACAAAUGGGACAUCAAGAGGGAGAACGGGGUGGGGAUGGACGUACGCGACUUGCGAAGAUGGACUGUUGGAGAGGGCAUGCCGGCCAAGGUAGAUACCUUUGCGGAGGAGGUACGGAAAAUGGCGGGCGAGAGCCCAUGAGAGAAAACAUUAUACCGCGUGUUGCACACUAAUCAAGGAUUAAAC
This is a messenger RNA of Dacryopinax primogenitus, 1128 nucleotides long. RefSeq lists its product as uncharacterized. Gene Ontology annotation, cellular component: mitochondrial matrix. The transcript has a single exon. Gene Ontology annotation, molecular function: translation elongation factor activity. The record is from RefSeq and is a predicted model, not a curated record. Gene Ontology annotation, biological process: mitochondrial translational elongation. The coding region runs from base 7 to 1083 and encodes 358 amino acids. NCBI's taxonomy places the organism in Eukaryota, Fungi, Basidiomycota, Dacrymycetes, Dacrymycetales, Dacrymycetaceae.